This is a messenger RNA of [Torrubiella] hemipterigena, 1402 nucleotides long. Lineage: Eukaryota; Fungi; Ascomycota; Sordariomycetes; Hypocreales; Clavicipitaceae. The record is from the annotation of a GenBank genome assembly.
UGUGUAUUGAGAAAUAGCGAGCUCUAAGGUUGCAAUUGUCCCUACAGCGACACGAAGCGCUUGUUAACCAUCAUUGCUGAUAUGCGUUCCUUAGCCGUCAGCGUCUUAGAUCCAAAUCGUGAUGAGACGUUAUAAAUAGAAUGGCGAAGCUCGAAGCCAAGGCCUUUAGUGCUCUCUAUUUAUGAAUCAAAUGGCUGCCGGUCUAACAAUCCGCAGCAACUAUGCUCUUCCUCGCACCAAUAAUUCAUUCAUUGACAUCUUUAUUGAGAAAGCGACCUCGGAUAUCAAUUCCAUCGGGACUACUCAGGGCCGCUCUCGCCACGCGAGUAACGCUCGCUUCUUGUCUGCACGAUUUCAUUUGUGGAAAAAGGUGCAUGGGAUGAAAUCUGAUAUCUCUUGAGCUUACAGUGCAAACCAUUGGGACUUUGUUUUCGGCAAACUAAUCUCGUAGCAGCGACUGUUGUAGAUUCUCGGCUAAACUGGUCGGUGAUUGCCUCAUAACGACAACGCAACUACAGUCUCCGUCAUCUGAGGGAAUUCAUACAACAUAGAGCAUAGGGCUAUCGAGAGUGAAUCAAUAUUGCCCCGUAUUAUGCCUGCGCUAUGAUCCGAGCCGAUUGAUGGAUGCGAUUAUCGCGACCGGCUGGGUCAGGCUUUCGACAAUCGUGGCGUGAAUCCCGCCCUUCAUUACUCAUAGCGCGUUUGUCCCCCUACGGAUCCCAGAAGGCUUGAAGCCAUUUCCUAUGGUGCUAUGGCGUCAUGUUACAGCAGAGGAUAAUCGGAAUUACAUGUUUAGACCCCAUAGGACAGAGAAUGGCAUGUCCUACACGCUUUGCGGCGUACAGUUUCCCAUCUGUCCCACUCAGGAGCAUUUCCAGUUGGUCUCACGUGUGGCACCAUCCUCAUGAGUCCGUAGACGAUUAGACCGGUGGUCAAUAUAUUCCCUCGAUCGACAAUUCAUAAUCACAGCCUAGCGGCGGAGUUCUAACAGGGCGCAGUUCUAUGUGUAUGGUGCUCCUCCGCGUCUUACAUCAUCACUUUGAGAACCCCCAUGGGCUACCCUCGGCUAUGAAAAUUCGCCUAGAUGGUCAUGUCUUAUUGAAUUACGGAUUUUAAAAAGAAUUGGAGCUAUUAUAUAUCAAAAGGACAGCCACCAGGGCAACUACUUCAUCCGAGCCUUACGCAAAAUGUGGUGACAGGGCCGAGAUCGCCGGCUACCGGACGCCAAGACGCCAACGCCUUUCGGCGGCGUUUCUGGAAAAGUAAGCGAGCUGGUUCCUGGCGUUGCAGCCAAACCCUGUCCUGCUGCCCAUGGAACAGAGUCCUCAGGCUAUCCAGGGAUGCGACCGUCUUUUAUUUCAUGACCAAUUGCCAUGACUAUUUCUUCUUCUCGACCUCCCGG